This is a messenger RNA of Oryzias latipes (Japanese medaka), 2163 nucleotides long. Lineage: Eukaryota; Metazoa; Chordata; Actinopteri; Beloniformes; Adrianichthyidae. The record is from RefSeq and is a predicted model, not a curated record.
GAUGUUGCAAAAUGUGUCUUUAUUUGGUAGAUUGUGACCCAUGUUGAAAAAUCUGAGCCUAUUCACACAGCUGGGAGCAUUUUAAGUUGUGUAACAAGAGAUGUCAAUUUAGAAUGGAAAGAGAAAUAAAAAGAUUGAGACAGACGAAAACAAAUCAGCAGUAGAAUCCCUAAAUGUGAUGUACUCUUAGAGGAGUUCACCCAUGGUUUUCAUUGCUGAUAUGUUUUGCCAUAACUUGGCUAAAUGUAUCCACAUUUAACAGAGAUACUACACUCUAAUAUAGUGUAAUAAUGUACUUUUCUGUAUUGUUCUAAUGGCAGAUGGCAGACAUGGACACCCCUCUUUCCACUCCUUGCAAUAUUCAGAUCUGUGAGGUGACCUGCGACUCCUUUCGCAUCAUGUGGGACAUGACCCCAGAAGACACUGAGAAGGCCACACACUUCUUCAUUGACCUGAGUCGCAAAGAAAGCAGAGACCACAACCGCUUUAAACACAGGGAUGUGCCGACCAAGCUGGUGGCCAAGGCAGUGCCUCUCCCCAUGGCUGUAAGGGGACACUGGUUCCUUAGCCCACGGACGGAAUACUGUGUUGCUGUUCAAACUGCUGUCCGACAACCAGACGGUGACUACCAGGUGUCAGAGUGGAGCCAGGUGGUGGAGUUCUGCACUGGGGACUAUGCAAUGGAACACCUACAGCAGCUUCUUGACAAGGCAAAUGGCUCUGCAGGGAGACUACUGAAGUUCUCCGUCUUUUACCGCAACCAGCACCCAGAGUACUUCGAUUAUGUCAGGAGGGAAUGUGGAGGUCUGAUGCGCCCGGCACUGAAAGACAGUAGCGGAAGUCAUGGCUCUCCAAUCAAUGGCAAACUGCAGGGAGUUUUUUUCAGCUGCAAUACAGAGUUUGAUACAGGGCUGCCCCCAAACGACUCUCCAUAUGGACCCUUAAGAUUCCAGAUCCCAGCUGGACAGCUGCUGAACCCCAACAUCUGCCUGUACUUUGCAGACUUCUACUGUAUGUACACAGCUUACCACUAUGUGGUGCUGGUUCUGGCGCCUGUAGGCUCUGAGGGAGACACCUUCUGUCGUACCCGCCUGCCAAUGCUGGACUUGGCCUCCAACCCUUUCUUGACAUACAUCGCUCCCGAAAGGCCGGAGGAGGAGCCAUUGUACUGCCACGCCAGUGAUGUCAUCCUGGAGAUUCUUUUCACUGAACCUGUGCAUUUGGAUCGUGGCACAGUGGAGCAGAUCAGUGGACAUCAUCAGCUCAUGAGUCUGACCACAGCCAAUGCAAAGAAGGAUCCCAGCUGCAAAGUGUGUAACAUCAGUGUGGGACGCUGAAAUGAUAAAGGCGUCCUUUGAGUCUGCGGUUCAGAAGGACAUGAAGACGGACAAAAAGAGUCUCAAAAAGAGGAAAAAACAGCAACCAUGUUCUUCACCUAGUCAGAACACUGUGGAGAGCUGCCUUUAGUAGACUUUUUACAUUUUUAUUUUAACUAUUGGCUCUUAGUUUGCAUUGCAGAGUUCUGAAAAUCAUGACAAACAUAGUCAAAAUGGCUGCUCUAUGAAAUGACCAGAUUGAAAGACUUUCUAAAAAUAAUGGCUUUGUAUGUAAAGUCAUAACAAGCCACUACUGACGUCCUCUUGACAUUUCCAAUUUUACUUGGACUGUUAGAAACAAAACAUGAAACACUUGGGCUAUUUUAAGCGUCUUUUGAUACCUUUUUUCCUAAGCCCCUUCCCUGCCAAAAAGUUUACUUAAAAAUGACAGAGCUUCAAAUCCAGAUUAGAUUUUAGCAGCAAUCUGUUGCAUCCACAUGAGAAACAUAAGCUCUUUCAAACCUGUCUGUAGAAAUUCUAUAGAAACGUCCUGAUCUGUGAAAAAAGACAGUGAAAGCUGUGUGGAUGGUGGUGGGGGUAUUGAACAUAGGAGGAAGAUAAUAUCUUCUAAGCUGCCUGCAGUAAAUCUCUGAGAGCACACUGGAGGCCUUCAAAGGAGCUGAGCUAUGAUUAGCUCUCUCCUCCUGCUAUGAGGCUCCUGCCUCCCCCUGUCCAGUAAUUUCUGACCUGUGUAGGAAAAAAUACCCUCAAUGAAAGAAAUCUGUCCUUUAUGGCAGUCAGUCCAAUUUGGUUGACUAAAACAAUAAAUGCAUAAAAUACAAAUCAA